CCGAAAUGUUCUUACACACAGUUUGUGAUCAUACAUAUGUUGUGAAUGAGGCCAGAUCUCCAGAGGAACAUAGGUUUGUGGAAAUAUGUUUCAAAUUGUGAGAGAUGCAGGAAACAUUUUAAUUUAUGCUAAGGCACUCCAUAUGACGCUAUGAAAUAACUUUAUAUUCUUUUUUUUUGAGUACGCAUGUUAGCUGGGGUACUUUAAAAUGGCAAUAGAAAGACGCUCAUUGUGAUCCCUUGAACAUGUAUAGCAUAAACUGUUCUCAACAAGAAAUAAUAAAUGAAUAACAGGAAAUAAAAGUAUUUGGCGAAGUAUCCUAGGACGGGACAAGUCACAAGUGCCAGAAGUUCUCUUGUGAACACAAAUUUGCCGCCGGUAAUGCCUCGAAGGGUUAAACCUGUGGAAUGUUGCACUGAGGAAUGUGCAUGCAAAUAGAUUUAUGCUAAUGAUAUGCUAAUGAGCAGUUGGCUGGGAACAGAGUCAUGUCUAUCCUGACUGUUAGGAACUAAGAUGGAGGACUGGGAAGAGCGAAAUAUGGACCUGUAUUGAAUUUUGUAUGUCCAAGGAAUUCGUUUCUUCUUUUCCCUACUUAUGGAGGAACUUUUAGGAGCUGAUAAUGCCUAGAAAGGGGAACGGGCAGCUGCCGUUACCGGACGGCUGGGAAGAAGCGAGGGAUUACGAUGGCAAAGUGUUUUAUAUCGACCAUAAUACUAAGCAAACCAGCUGGAUCGACCCAAGGGACAGGCUGACGAAGCCGCUGUCGUUUGCGGACUGCGUGGGAGAUGAGCUGCCGUGGGGCUGGGAGGCCUCUUACGACCCGCAGAUCGGCAUCUACUACAUCGACCACAUCAACAAGACCACGCAGCUGGAGGACCCUCGGCAGGAGUGGCGCAAGGAGCAGGAGCGCAUGCUGAAGGACUACCUGACGGUGGCGCAGGACGCCCUCAGCACGCAGAAGGAGCUGUACCAGGUGAAGGAGCAGAGGCUGGCGCUCGCCCUGGACGAGUACGUGCGCCUCAACGACGCCUACAAGGAGAAGUCCAGCUCCCGCACCAGCUUGUUCUCGGGGUCAUCGUCCAGCACCAAGUACGACCCCGACAUCUUGAAGGCGGAGAUAUCAACCACUAAAGUCAGGGUAAAUAAACUGAAGAGAGAACUCUCGCAAAUGAAGCAAGAACUUCUGUACAAAGAACAAGGCUUUGAAACCUUGCAACAAAUCGACCAAAAAAUGUCUGGUGGCCAGAGUGGCUACAGGCUGAAGGAGGCCAAGGCCAUUGUGAGUGAGCUGAAGUCCAUUCGCAAGGCCAUCAGCUCCGGGGAGAAGGAGAAGCAGGACCUGAUGCAGUGUCUGGCCAAGCUGAAGGAGCGGUUCCACUCGGACCAGAACAUGGGCCGCUCGGAGCCCGACCUCCGGCACCCCGCCGGGGCUCACCUCCUGCUGUCCCGCCACACUCUGGACGCGGGGUCCCAGACCGACGUCUCCGGAGAGGCUGGUUUGGGGAGCAGGUCCACCCUGGCAGAGAAGGUCCGUCUGAGCCUUCAGUACGAAGAGGCCAAGAGGAGCAUGGCCAACGUGAAGAUCGAGCUGGCGAAGCUGGACAGCGAGACGUGGCCGGGCGCGCUGGACAUGGAGCGGGAGCGGCUGAUGCUCAUCAGCGAGAAGGAGGAGCUCCUGAAGGAGCUGCAGUUCGUCACGCCCCGCCGGCGCACGCAGGGCGAGCUGGAGCGCCUGGAGGCCGAGAGGCACCGCCUGGAGGAGGACCUGCUGUCCGUCAAGAGCGCGCCCAGCCAGGCGCUGGCCCAGAGGUUAAAGGCCCAGGAGAAGAGGCGAGCCCUGGUGCAGAGGCUGGAGGAGUCCACCAGACUGGCCACGCUCCUGCACUCUCAGCUCAAAAGCCUCUCUGCCAGCACGCUGUCGGUGUCGUCGGGCAGCAGCCUGGGCUCGCUGGCGUCCAGCCGCGGCUCUCUCAACGCCUCCAGCCGCGGCUCCCUGAACUCGCUGAGCUCCGGCGACCUGUACUACGGGCAGCCGGAGUCGCCGCUGGACCUGGACUACCAGUACAAGCUGGACCUGCUGCUGCAGGAGAAGCCGGCCUACUCGCCGUCGGGCCCCAUCACCACCAUCCACGAGCACGAGGUGGCCCGCAGCCCGGCCGAGGGGCCCCCGGCGGCGGGCCACGCCCCGCCCCGCCCGUCCGAGCCGCCCAAGUCGGUGGCGUCGCUGUCGUCGCGCUCCUCGCUCUCCUCGCUCUCGCCCCCCGGCUCGCCGCUGGUGCUGGACGGCUCCUUCCCGCCGCCCGCCCUCCCGGACGUGCCCGCCCACUUCGGCGACCCCGCCGAGGCCGCCGCUGCCGCCGCCGGCGACUUCGCCGCCCUCGGCUUCUACGACGGCCAGGUCCCGCUGGAGCCGGAGCCCGGGGAGAAGGAGCCGGGCGACGGGGUGCGGCGGGUUCCCCUGGCAACGCUCCGCGAAGGAAUGUCGGAGGCGGAGCUGCACAGACGGGCGGAGGGCUGUCUGCUGGAGGAGAAGCCGGCGUGUGUGUCGGCGGCCGUGUCCGACGAGUCGGUGGCGGGAGACAGCGGCGUUUACGAGGCGUCCGUCAAACGGUCCAAUGAGGGGGAGGACCAGGUGUACGUGGAGGACGAGCCCAGCGUCCCAGAGGCUGCUCAGGUCCAGAUGGGGUUCAAGUACGACGUGGCCAACGGGAGUUUCAUCAUCGUCGUCAUGCAGCUACAGAACCAGGCGGCUCUCCUGGUUCCGCCCAGCACCAAAGUGUACGUCCGAGUGGCCCUCCUGCCGUCCUCCAGCGACGUCAGCAGCCUGUUUCGAACCCGGGUCCAGGCCCUGGCCGGGGGGGGCACGGCGCUGAACGACGUGUUCCGGGUGGCGGAGUCCCAGUCCGCCCUCCGGCAGAAGACCCUGCGGGCCGACGUGUGCACCGUCUCCUCGUCCCGCCGGGAGGAGUGCCUGGCCGGAGCCCACAUCAGCCUGGCUGACGUGGCGCUGACGGGCGACCUCUCCAGCCACUGGUACAACCUGCUGACCUGCAAGAGGAGCAAGAGCUCUGGAGAGGAGAGGCCCGCCCCCGCACCCGAACAGCCCCCGGGCGGGGGCGUCGACCUGGACGCGGUGUCGGCCCUGCUGGAGAGGACCUCCAGCGAGCUGGAGGCGGUGGUGCAGGAGCUGGCCCAGGAGGAGAGGGACAGCCAGCUGGAGAUGGGGGAGGAGUGGCAAGAGGUGCUUGGCGAGAACAGCACAGAGCUUGUUAUGGGAGUAGAGGAGGAGGAGGAGGAGGAAGAGGAAGAGUCGGAAGUAAAAGAGGCAGAAGAGGCUGAGGAGUGCGCCGCAGCUUACGCAGAAGAGGAAGAGGAAGAUGGGGAAGAGGCGGUCGAGGAGGAAGAGGGGAAAGAUGAAGGGGUCCCCCAGCGGAUGCCUGAAGGACCGACGCUGGUGGACAAGGAGACGAACACGGAGGAGGCGGGGCCGGGGGGCCUGGCGGUGCGGCCCAAGGACCGGAGCGGCGUGGGGUCCAGGCAGCGGCCCUUCGUCCGGAACAGCAUGAUCAUGCGCUCGCAGACCUUCUCCCCCGGGGAGCGCAACCAGUACAUCUGCAGGUUAAACAGAAGCGACAGUGACAGCUCGACGUUGUCCAGAAAGUCCCCGUUUGUCCGGAACGCGUCGGAGAGACGAAGCUUGAGGGUGAAGCGGACCAUAUGCCAGCCGGCGGUGCGGCGGGGGGCGCCGGACCACCCGGCCCGCACGUCCCUGGACCUGGAGCUGGACCUCCAGGCGUCGCGGACGCGGCAGAGCCGGCUGGACGACGAGCUGCAGGCGCUGCGCGGGCUGAGGGAGCGGCUGGAGGCCCUGAAGGCCCGCGGAGAGACCGAGCUCCCGCCCGGCGUGCUGGAGGACGAGCGCUUCCACCGCCUGCUGCGGCAGGCCGAGAGGCAGGCCGAGCAGUCGAAGGAGGAGCAGAAGCAGGGCCUGAAGGCGGAGAAGCUGAUGAGGAGGGCCUCCAAGGACGUGUGUCGGCUCCGGGAGCAGAGCCAGAAGGUUCCGCUGCAGGUGCAGUCUUUCAGGGAGAAGAUGGCCUACUUCACGAGAGCCAAGAUAAAUAUACCAUCGCUGUCAGCUGACGAUGUAUGAUCGUGUUUUAUAACAAAAUGAAGUAUUUUUCCAACUUUAUAGCAGAGUAUUUUAUUAGAAUAGCCACUUAAUUAAAUAAAAAAAUGAACAAAGAAAAAAAAUUCCAGUAGUUUUACAUCAUAAGGGGUUAUGCAUUUGUAUAAUAUGUUGUAAUUGAAUACUGUCAUGUUAAAAAAGAAAAAGAAAAAAUGGCUUUCUUUUUUUUCCAGAGAAAACCAAAGUAGAGUUAAUUCUGGUACAUAUAUGUGCUGAUGAUGCUUUCUGUACAGUUUUUGUAUACGUGGCAUGGGUAUUUUUUCCCCCUCCACCAAGCUAGGACGUAGGAAGAGAGAUGAGAUGGCUCAAGCUGCUUGUUUGUGUUUGUCUCCCCCUGGUGUCCUGCUUGUGGACUGCAGGAUGGGGAGUGGGGGGGGGGUCUCAGUGUUAUAAUGUGUGGUGCGUGAACGAGCCUGCCGAUCGAGGGACGGACGGACCUAGGAGAAGAGCUGCAUUUCAAAAGGGCGAAGGUUCGCUUUUCUGUGGUUCAUCUCAGAGGUCUCCCUCAAAUUCAGUCACAACAAACAAACCCUGUGAAUGUAUGCUGUUUCCCUUUUUGUGUUACUGCACUGAUUUGCUUUCUGCUUGUUUUUUCUUUUUGGUUGAUAUUUUGCACCUUUUUCAUUGCAGCCACCACUGCUUAAUCAGUAUUCUCUCGUUGUUGUCAUAAUACCUUCCACAUUUGCAUAAAUCUUCUCAAAUGAAAUGGCACGUCUCGUUAAGGGCCGCUCCUAAAUAUGCUGAUAUCUCGGUUUAUUCACGGGAGAACGACGGUUAGACCUCUUAUCUACUGUGUAGCUUAACAGGUUCAAGCAAUAUGCCUUUUUACAUUUUUAAAAAUGUUUUAUUUUUCUUUCUUUUCAAAUAAUGCCUGACAGGUCGUCAGGCUAAAGAAACUGAGCAGGCAGAACACAAAUAGUGCCGGUGGCUUAAAAAAGUGUGUUUUUUUUAACUCCAAUGCCAAAUGAAGGAUUUCAGCUUUGCAAUGCAAAGCGUGGGUGACUCCACGAAAGGGUGUUAAAUGCGUGCUUCACGUCAUCGACGUCGUCGUAUUUAUUUUCCCCCCUCCUCGUAGUCUGCGUUUCCUCGCUCUGAUAAAAUCGAGACCAUUCCGUCUUCCUAAACCCGAGAGUGUUGUCGUGGUAACUUCGAGAAGACGGUCUGUGUGUCUUAAUAGGCCUGACGUUAUUCAGUGCUGUCCAAAUGAGGAGCCAUUACUGAUCGACUCUUUUCAUUCUAUUCUAUUCUCUUCUUUUUUCAAGUUUUUUUUAUUCUUUCUUUUUUUUAACUAGCUGAACAAGCACUAUUUAUACAUCGUUCAUUUAACUCUAAGCUGCUGGCUAAAAGCUACAAGAACAAACGAACAAUUUAGAUUUUGUUAAAGGAGUGUUGAUUCAGAGUAUUUUUCAGAAGUAACCCUGUGACCAAAAAAGUACAUAAAAUAAACAAAAGUGCAAAACAAAGGACACAAAAAUGCACAAAUUAAGCACGGCAACUUAUUGAUGCCUGAAAGCAAACCGACAAAGCAGUGUUCAAACAAAUGUUAGUGUCGUAGCCACAUUAUCCCUACUGUAAAGAUACAUUCAUUGCACAGCAGGAAUUUUUUAUUUUUAUUUUGAGAAAACGCCAUUCCAAUCCGUAGUAAUGUCUCCAUUUGGCCCUCCGUACAAGUGCGCGUAAGCAUGCCACGCACAUCAUUUGUUCAUUUAAAGUGUGUUUAAAGAGACCAGUAAUGAAAUGAAGGUUGCUGUUUCAGCUUGCCACACUUCUUGAUUUGUGAAAUGUACCUUAGUUGUUGGUAGAAACUUGUCUUUUUGAUUUAUUUUACAUUUAUUUAUUUGCUGUCUUAUUUAUGUUUUUUGGUUAUGUACAGUUCAGUUCUGGACAUUUUUUUAAAGUUAACACAUUUGAAGUUAGUUUGUUUCCCUCUUUUUUUAUCACCUUUUUCUUUUUUUCCUUAUAGACUAAAUGAAAUCAGACCAGACUUGGCAUCAAAUGCAGGCGUUUUUUUAUCUUAUGUUAUUCAUUUGAAUAUUCAGAACGAUAUGUAGCCAUACUGCAUACAUUAUACUAUAUACUGGUUGUCUGUGUAAAAUUAUGUCCUGUUGCUUCUCUUAAGUUGUUUUUUUAAAGCUAUUCAUGAUGGUGAAAUCUGUUUCUUCGUAUGAAGGGCUACUUGUGGGAUUUUGAACAAAAUCCCUUAAACGAUCAGAACAGACCAGUAUGAUUUAUGGCUAUUGUGCACUCGUGAGCAACUCGUGAGCUUCAGAAGCUUCCGGAACGUAAUGAUACUUAGUUGGAACAUGGAAGUUUAUGUCAUCUAAUGGUCUCCGAAAACAGGCUCCUCGUUUUUCAGGCUGUAGUACUCAGAUGUCUCGCUGAAGCUUUUUGUGUUGUUCUUUGCUUCUUCAGGAAUGUAAGGGAAAAUGGAUGACAAAGAACAUUUGUGUUUUCUAAGGGAAGACAUGGAGGAAGUGAUUUUUUUAAGAUGUCCACAGAGCAUCUUUAAGGGUUGUUUUUUUUUUUUUGUUUCUUUUUUUUGCUUGGCUGAGAACAUCAUCUGGCAGUGGAAUUUGAGUGCUUGUGCAUUGAUUCAAAUCCAUUGCCACAUAACACUCAACUAGAUGACAAAAAAAACAAUCCUAUGGAUGCAUGUGUUUUGUAAGGAGUUUGCAUAUUUGCAUAAAUACAUUAAUUACAAAAAUUAAAAAUAAAUGACAAGUCCUGCAUGUCCAGUGCAUAAUACUCCAAAGGCUUCCCCUUUGGAAAGAAAAAUAUUUUUUGUCAACCAUAUUCCCUUGCAGCCUUUCUGAUACAUGUAGAUCGUUCAUCCACUGCUGCACUUGGAUGAUGUGCAUAGGCUUACAAGCAUUUGAUCCCAAGUCUGUUUGGAGUACAAAUCCUUGCCUGUAUUCUGGUAUUUAGAUCAGGAAUAUUAUUCACUUUGGCUUGCAUUUCCAUUUCUGUCAAUGAAAAGAUUGACAAAAUAUUUUUCAUACAGUUUUUUUUUAAAUUGGUCUUCAAACAAAUUUUUAUCUCUUUUCAAAUUGUAAUCAUGGUUAAAAGAUAUAAAUCUGAAUUAGUGUCAGUUGUUUCAAUAUUUAUGCCAUCUUUAAAUUGUAAAUAAUUGUAUUACUCUUACAUAUCUAAAUGCAGAAUCAAAUUCACUAUAUUUUAUUAUUCUUUAGAUACAUCAGAAGUAUUGAAGCCAAUCUUGUUAUUUCAAGGGAUAUUAGGAAGAAACCUAUAGAAAGCCUUAAGUAACAAAAUUUUCUUUUCCAUUUGAUUCAAAUUUUUUUUUCUAAUUUUCCAUUCCCAAAAUAACUUGAGUUAAUGGUCAGAACUGAACCCGGUAAUGAAUGAAUGACAUUAGCAUGUGUGUCUGUAUUGUGGAGUUGCCUGGAAUGGUUUGUGAACAGUCGAACAAACAAGUAUUCCUGUCUUCACCUUUCAUGUGUUCCAUUGAUUGGUUUAAAAAAAAUACAAUUUUUAAACAAA
This is a messenger RNA of Anguilla rostrata (American eel), 7684 nucleotides long. Its product is annotated as protein WWC2-like. The transcript is spliced from 23 exons. Bases 620 to 4150 code for a protein of 1176 amino acids. Gene Ontology annotation, biological process: regulation of DNA-templated transcription; negative regulation of organ growth; cell migration. Gene Ontology annotation, cellular component: cytoplasm. The record is from RefSeq and is a predicted model, not a curated record. Lineage: Eukaryota; Metazoa; Chordata; Actinopteri; Anguilliformes; Anguillidae. Gene Ontology annotation, molecular function: kinase binding; molecular adaptor activity.